GUUAGUGGACAGUUUUGUGCUACUGGAUUUGACGGAAACCAUUUUUGUAUUUAGUGUAUUCUUUGGCGAAACAAAAUGCCCGGCACAGUAGUUGAAAACUCAUACGCGCGUUGCAAGGAGGUUGAAAAUGCCAAAACAAACACCGAGGGAGAGAAAAAGCUCGUCUCUCUCUUUUGUGACGAGCGCGGUUAUUUGAAUCAGAUCGAGUAUAUUCUGCAGAACGGUGUUCGGAAAGGAGACCGAACCGGGACGGGUGUGAUUUCCGUGUUCGGAUCACAGGCGAGGUACAGUCUCAGAGAUCAGUUUCCAUUGCUCACAACCAAAAGGGUUUUCUGGAAAGGCAUACUGGAGGAGCUGCUGUGGUUUAUCAAGGGUUCAAUGAAUGCCAAAGAUCUGUCUGAGAAGGGUGUGAGAAUCUGGGACGCUAACGGCUCCAGGGAAUUUCUGGACAAGAAUGGCUUCACGGAUCGAGAGGAAGGAGAUCUGGGGCCAGUUUAUGGUUUCCAAUGGAGACACUUUGGAGCCGAGUACAAAGACAUGCACACUGAUUACUCUGGGCAAGGUGUUGACCAGUUACAGAAAGUGAUUGACACCAUCAAGUCAAACCCAGAAGACCGGAGGAUCAUCAUGUGUGCCUGGAACCCGAAAGAUCUCCCUCUGAUGGCAUUGCCACCCUGCCAUGCAUUAUGCCAGUUUUACGUAUCAGAGGGUGAGUUGUCAUGCCAGCUGUACCAGCGCUCUGGAGACAUGGGUCUGGGUGUGCCCUUCAACAUUGCCAGCUAUGCCCUCCUGACCUAUAUGAUUGCCCACAUCACUGGACUGAAGCCUGGAGAUUUUGUGCACACAUUAGGCGACGCCCACAUCUACGUAAAUCACAUCGAGCCUUUGAAAGAGCAGCUUCAGCGAGAGCCACGGCCCUUCCCCAAACUCAAGAUCCGACGUGGAGUCGAAAAUAUUGAUGAUUUCUGUUCAGAGGAUUUUGAGAUAUGCGACUAUGACCCUCAUCCGACAAUCAAAAUGCAAAUGGCUGUUUAGACCUCACAACUUCCUGAGUGACCUCAACAGAAACAUUUGAAGAGUUUAAAAAGCUUUUAAAACACUUCACAGUUAUGUGUAAUUCAUCAUUAAUUAAUGCAUUAGCGAUCAUGAAUUUAGGAUUAUUUUGACAUUUUACGUAUCCUAAAUGCACACAAUGAAAUAAUAUUUUCACACUUUUUGUAUAAUUUCUGACAAUUAAAGCUUG
Molecule: messenger RNA, 1243 nt
Organism: Xyrauchen texanus (razorback sucker)
Lineage: Eukaryota; Metazoa; Chordata; Actinopteri; Cypriniformes; Catostomidae
Gene: tyms
Product: thymidylate synthetase
Exons: 7
Coding region: 76-1035 (319 amino acids)
Biological process (GO): dTMP biosynthetic process
Cellular component (GO): cytosol; mitochondrion
Molecular function (GO): thymidylate synthase activity
Source: RefSeq, a predicted model, not a curated record